This is a messenger RNA of Balearica regulorum gibbericeps (East African grey crowned-crane), 2350 nucleotides long. Lineage: Eukaryota; Metazoa; Chordata; Aves; Gruiformes; Gruidae. The record is from RefSeq and is a predicted model, not a curated record.
AUGGAGCCAAAUUCUUCUCCGAGACGUACGGUGAGGGAACAGAAGGCAUCACAACCAGAUAGUCAAAAUGAAGACCAAAAGCACAAAGAAAAGAAACUGCAGAAAGAGAGGUCUGUUUAUGAGGCAGACACUUAUAAACAUGAACGCAAAGACAGAGGGAAGAGCAAGGAAAGAACGAAAAAGAGAGAGAGAUUUAAAUCUGGUGAAAGAGAUAGGGAUAAAAUGAGAGAGAGAGAAAGGGGAAAAGAGCACCAGAGAGAAGGAGACCGAGAGAGAUACAAAGAUAAUCUUCAAGAGUCAAGUUUGGAGAAGGAAAGAUACAGUGUCCCAAAAGACAGGGAGGGCAACAGGGAACGAGACAAAAAGCAUAAAAGACAUGAGAUAAAGCAAAUAGAUACACAAUAUAGUCUGAAAUCAUUUGAAGGACGAGAUAAAGAACAUCACAGAAGAAGAGAAAGCAGGCAUCAUUUGGAGGAGGAGAAAAGAAGUGAAGAGCGAGAAAGAAGACGUACAGAAAAGAAGGAUAAAGAUACCAAAAAGAGCAUUGAUAAAGUUUUAGCCUACAAAGUUGAAGAAGGUGACCAUGUACACAAGUUUCAGAAAGAUCAAGAGUUGGAUAAAGAGGGAGAAAGAAGACACAGAGAAAAAAAAGAACAUUCUGUUAGGCCAGGAAAAGAUAGGCUUUCAAAAGAGAGAAGUCAUAAACGUUAUGAAAAGGAAGAGGAAGAAAAACAUAAAUCAAAGAGAUCUAAAGAGGGAUCUUCGCAUGGACACAAAGAAAGGCAACCAGCAGAAGUUAAUGAGAGAGUAAAAAGUAGAGAAAAUGAAAGAAAGAAGCAUGAUCUAAGGAACAGUGAAUACAAAAAAGAGGAGACGAUUCAAGAAGAAAUGAGCGAUCAGCAUGUCAGGACUGUAAAAGAUAAAGGAAAACUCAUAGAAAAAGAGGAAAAGAACCCAAGACAAGAGGAAAUGAGAGAUACACACAUCUAUAAUUCAGACAUGGGAUUUGAUAACUUUUCAGCAAAUUAUGAAGAUGAUUUUGAAGAUUAUGAAGAUGAUUUUGAUGAUGAUGAAGACAAAAGUGGUCAAGAAGGAGGUGCAGAAGAAAACCUAAGAGAGAUUCCAUUUUCCAGAACAUCAGAAAUUGAAGAAAUUCAAAGAGCAAUUAGUGCAGAAAAUGAUAGAAUUUGUACUUCACUGCCAAAAACUGAAAAUGAAAAAAAGGAACCAAUUGUGGAAAGGCAAUACCCUUCUGUCAGAAACUCUUUUUGUGGAAUAUUCAUGGAUUUUCAAAUGGCAAACCAACGACAAAGUAGCCGAAGUAUGGCUAAUAAGCAGAAAAAACGGAGUUCAGAACUUCUCCCACUAAUUGAUCUGGACUUCUCAGUUAGUUUUUCUUUGUUGGAUUUGCCUCCUGUAAAUGAGUACGACAUGUACAUCAGGAAUUUUGGUAAAAUGAACACUAAGCAGGCAUAUGUUCAGUGUAACGAGGACAAUCUUGAUAGAGACGUUCAGACUGAAGAAGUUGAGACAUUGGAGAAAUGGACACAGCAUCCAGGAGAAAGUGCCCUUGUAUCUGGAGGUGAAGAACAUUUUAAUCUUAUGAAUGGAGCUCUGACACCUAAAAUUGAUUCACAAAGAUUAGCAAACUUCCUCCGGUCUGCUUGCCAGGUGAUUGCUGUUUUGCUAGAGGAAGAUCAAGUUGCAACAGAACCCACGUGGAAAAUAAGAUCUCAACAAACCAGUCUGUCUAUUAGUGAUAGCUGUUCCCAGUUGAAUACUAACCAGCCAUUCCUCCAUGACCGAAAAAUAUCCUGCCUAUAUGUCUCUCAAGUUCAGAGGCAGACACUACUUUCUGUUCACGGAUUACCUGAAAAGGCAGGUGGUGUUUUACUGAACAGAAAAAGCAUCAUAUGUGUCUGGAACAUCUGGCAGCCCUCCAGUCCACAGAAAGUUUUAAUAUGCGACUCAGAGGUGAUAUGUUGCUGCUUUAGUCCCAGUAAAACAACAUUAGUUUUUGCUGGGACAAUAGAUGGUUCGUUGUUGGUGUGGGAUCUUCGAGAAGACUCAAGAAUGCACCCUCAUAUAACGAUUGGUGAAACUGCCUGGACGUUUAGAGUUCCAACAUUUUCCACUGAUGGCAUUCUAAACUCAGUAAACCACACCUCCCCUAUACUAGCAGUGGAACCUGUCUCAACCUCUCUUUACAAUGAUCAGAAUUAUGGGCUCUCAAGCCUCUCUUAUCAGAAGGAAAUGUCAGGCCCUCCAUUUCAGGUAGCUUCAAUGGAUGAAAAUGGAAUCCUCAAUACGUGGGUGAGUAAUAUACAUAUGAAAAGAGAGAGCAUCACAU